UACAUAAUUCUGAUCCCAAACCUUUGACUGGUUAAUAAAUAAAUAAAUAAUAUAUAUUUAAUUUGUUUUUAUGUAUGUAAUAUGUAGCAAACUAAAUGUUACUUUUAGAUAUAAAAAAGCUAACUAUAUAUAUCAUAAUAUAUUAUAAUACCUCAUAAUGCAGAAAGCUAAAUAACGGUAUAAUAAUCAUAAUAAUAUAAAAAAAAUUUUUUAAUUAUUAUUAUUUGCAGAAAUCUAAUAUCAUCACUAAAAUUGUGUAAUAAAAAUACUUCAUUGUUUUCAUUAAACAAUUUCUCAGUGCUGUUAUUACAUAUUUGUGACUAAAAUAAAAUCUAUAAAAUAUUGUAAACAUUUUUAUAUAAAAUAUAUUGUGAAAUUAGUAAUUAUAAAAAAAUAAUGUAAUUAUUAUUUUAAAAAAAACUUUUUGAUUAUUUUUUUUUUUGUUUGUUUAUGGUGUGUCCCAGACAUGUUUUUGACAGGAUUCAUGAGUUUUGAGGUUUGUCACACAACAGAUGUUUUACAGCAGACUGGAAGUGUCCUUAAUGUUCAGCUUUUAUAUGGAAAAGCUAGCCAGAACUUUAUGCAUAUCAAAGAUCAGUUUAAUUAGCAUUGCUAUGUAAUGUGGGAGCUUGAUUUGUAAAUGCAUUUAGAGAUAAUAUUGUAAAUAAAUGCAUUUAGAGAUAAUAAAUAUAUUGGAUUCAUUGACUGUUGAAGUGUAUUAUAGCAGCACUCCUGCAUCAUGAAGAUGUUUGUGAUCUAGUUUUCUGUUGUUCUGAUGAAAGUGAACCCAGUUCUCAGGUGUUUGUCUCAUGUUCGUGUGUCAGACCUGUGCUUGUCUUGUGAUGUUGUAAAGGCACCUGACCGUCCGUCACAUGACGCUUUACUGCAUCAGGCUCUUUUAAAGGAGCAAACUUCACUUUGUGUCACUUCAGUUUCAAAGACAGAGGAACAGAAUCUGAAGCUCAGGAUGUGGCGUGUGUGUUUCCUGUCCGCUCUGCUGUCCGUCACCUGCGGCCGGUCACAUGAUCACAUGAUCAGCUUCAUCAACACGGCCAACACCACGUGGACCGCAGGUGUGAACUUCCAGAACGUGAAGGAUGAACAUCUCAAGUCUCUCUGUGGGACGAUACUGAAAGGCCCACGACUGCCUGAUACGGUGAAACAUGUCUCUAACAUGAACCUUCCUGCCAGCUUCGACCCGAGGACGGAGUGGCCUUACUGUAAAACCCUCAGUCAGAUCCGGGAUCAGGGCUCGUGCGGCUCCUGCUGGGCGCUCGGUGCAGUCGAGGCCAUCUCUGAUCGUAUCUGCAUCCACAGCAAAGGGAAAGUGUCUGUGGAGAUCUCCGCUGAAGACCUGCUGUCCUGCUGCGAGGAGUGUGGCUUCGGAUGUUCUGGAGGUUUUGCGUCAGUAGCCUGGGAUUACUGGACCAAAUCUGGUCUGGUGACCGGAGGACUGUAUGGAUCUAACCAGGGAUGCAGACCGUACACUAUCUCUCCCUGCGAGCAUCACGUGAACGGGACACGGCCGCCGUGCUCCGGAGAACAGGACACACCUCAGUGUAACUCCGUCUGUAUUCCUCAGUACAGCGUCCCGUACAAACAAGACAAACACUUCGGAUAUAAAGCGUAUAACGUUCCCUCGGACCAGCAGCAGAUCAUGACGGAGCUUCAGAGCGGGGGUCCGGUGGAGGCGGCCUUCACCGUGUACGAGGACUUCCUGCUCUACAAGAGCGGUGUUUACCAGCACGUGACGGGCUCUGAACUGGGCGGACAUGCUGUGAAGGUGCUGGGAUGGGGAGAAGAGGACGGGACGCCCUACUGGCUGGUGGCUAACUCCUGGAACUCCGACUGGGGCGACAACGGUUAUUUUAAGAUCGUGAGAGGCCAGGAUGAAUGUGGGUUUGAGAGUGAGAUGGUGGCUGGCGUUCCUCAGCUCUGAACAUCAACACUGAAUCAUUUCAACACAAAUAAAACUCUGUCUGUGUCUCAUUACUGUGGUUGAUACAUCCUAAAAUUAUAGUCAACAAAUCAUUAAAAGCAAAACUCUCAUUGUGGUGAUGUGAAAAAUAAAGAUAUGUCAUUUACAUUUUA
Messenger RNA from Carassius auratus (goldfish), 2091 nucleotides. RefSeq names its product cathepsin Bb (gene ctsbb). Gene Ontology annotation, biological process: regulation of catalytic activity; proteolysis. Gene Ontology annotation, molecular function: cysteine-type endopeptidase activity. NCBI's taxonomy places the organism in Eukaryota, Metazoa, Chordata, Actinopteri, Cypriniformes, Cyprinidae. The transcript has 10 exons. The record is from RefSeq and is a predicted model, not a curated record. The coding region runs from base 776 to 1939 and encodes 387 amino acids.